This is a messenger RNA of Teleopsis dalmanni, 490 nucleotides long. RefSeq names its product histone H2A. Gene Ontology annotation, molecular function: structural constituent of chromatin; DNA binding; protein heterodimerization activity. Bases 49 to 423 code for a protein of 124 amino acids. Gene Ontology annotation, cellular component: nucleosome. The transcript has a single exon. The record is from RefSeq and is a predicted model, not a curated record. NCBI's taxonomy places the organism in Eukaryota, Metazoa, Arthropoda, Insecta, Diptera, Diopsidae.
UCAACUUAGAUCACGUAGAUCAACUUAACAAUCAAAUACUAUUGAAAUAUGUCUGGUCGUGGUAAAGGAGGUAAAGUUAAGGGCAAGGCAAAGUCUCGCUCAAAUCGUGCUGGAUUACAAUUUCCAGUUGGUCGUAUUCAUCGAUUGUUGCGUAAAGGCAAUUAUGCUGAACGCGUUGGUGCCGGCGCUCCCGUCUACUUAGCUGCUGUAAUGGAAUAUUUGGCAGCUGAAGUUCUUGAAUUGGCUGGCAAUGCAGCACGCGAUAAUAAGAAGACAAGAAUCAUACCCCGUCAUUUACAAUUGGCCAUCCGUAAUGACGAAGAAUUAAACAAAUUGUUGUCUGGUGUUACAAUCGCACAAGGUGGUGUAUUACCAAACAUCCAAGCUGUACUUUUGCCUAAGAAAACAGAAAAGAAGGCUUAAACUAUAUCUUACAACACUAUUUCUUUCGAAAUUUUCGAACAACAACCGUCCUUUUCAGGACGAUCAA